Alnus glutinosa is the source of this 966-nucleotide messenger RNA. RefSeq lists its product as uncharacterized. Lineage: Eukaryota; Viridiplantae; Streptophyta; Magnoliopsida; Fagales; Betulaceae. The transcript is spliced from 5 exons. Bases 329 to 838 code for a protein of 169 amino acids. The record is from RefSeq and is a predicted model, not a curated record. Gene Ontology annotation, molecular function: RNA binding.
GGAGAUGCCUAUCGACCACGACGUCGUUUGAAAAGCUGCCCUUUUCACUUUUCAGCGUUUAAGAAAUGCAGUGUAGGCCCCAGACGCAAUUCAGAGUGUUUCCCCUGAUAUUUAUUCCCUCUCCUCGCUCGCGAGCCUCUUGGAUCGUCCGCAACUCGUUCGAGUUCGACUCAGUACCGGGGACCUCCCCCAUCGACGUCGUUUUAACAACGUAACCAUAUAAAGCGUACAUGCAAACUGUUAUGCUCUAAAUUCCAGGAGGUUUCAUUUGCUUGUGGACUGGAUCUCCAAUUAUCAUAAUUUUCCUUUUGCUGUGUCAUGUGACUAAAUGCAGGAUCCUAAUGGUUUUAUGGACGAGAAGUGUGAAAACAGGCUUUACAUCGGUAACCUUGAUUUGAGAAUAACAGAGGCUGCUCUGAUUAAGAUGUUUUCACCCUUUGGAACGAUUGUAUCUGAAGACUUCCUGUGGCAUACUCGCGGCCCAAAACGCGGAGAGCCGCGGGGCUUUGCUUUCAUCCAGUACAGCACUAAAGAGGAAGCUAAAUUGGCCAAGGAGAAGAUGCAUGGGAAACUAGCAUGUGGCCGCCCGUUGGUUGUCCGUCUAGCUAGUGAGAAAUACAUGGUGGAAACGGCAGAGAAGUCUUGCAAAGGAGCGGGUGAGUCAAACAAGACCAGCCUUUCUGGUAGCAGUUCGGGACAGAUGAAUCGGAGUGCUAAAAUAGCUGCAAUCAAGAAUAAAUUAAAAGCUUUGGGGGAGGAGAGCUCUAGUAGUGCAAAGAAGCAGAAGCAAGCUGAAAGCGUCUCUUGUACUGAAAGGCUGGAUAACUGUACCAAUUGAGAGAGUUCUGCGAAACCGCUUUAUGUGAUUUUGCAACUAUUAGCGCGAUGCUGAAAUUGAAACGAUUUCAGAAUUUCAUAUUGAUAUUCGAUGGUGCUGAAAUUGUCAAUGAAAUGAUUUUUGAUCAA